CCUUGGUCGGUUAGUUUGAGGUUGGCGGGUCCGCUCGCGCCGUUUGCUGUUUUCUGUUUUGUCGCCUCUUUUGUUCGAUAACGUGGCUCGAAUAGCAAAUUUAAUAACAAACGCAUUGUUUUUCAUUAAAUUACGUAAAAUUCCCCGCACUGCAGACAAAGAGAAAGGAAACACGUAACGUGUUUGCUGAAUGAAAUGCCACCAGUUGGUGCAUGAGCGCAAAUUUGUCGUGGGUUGAUUCAGCAGCAGUUUUGUCCAAUUACAAGGAAAACUGCUCUGUACAGUGGCAGCCAGAUAAAACACUUCCGGUUCGUGUUUCGUCGCUUACUCAGUGCUGAAUCCACAUUGAUAACGUUGAAUGACAAUGACCUGUGCCUUCUGCUGAUGCCAUUAUUCACUGCUUGAAUCUCACGCAACUCAGGUUUACUGCUCGAAAAAACUUUCUUGGCCUAAGUGUUUUCUGUGUUUGUUCAACAACAGCAACAAACUGGUUUUAAAAGGAGUACCAGGCCUGCCCACGUGUGCAGGAGUCACAAUGCGAGAGAAGAAGAGCGGCGCCCUUUCACGGAUGCAGAAGCUCAGGAAAAGGCUGUCCCACUCCUUCGGACGAUUAUCGGUGUCAAAGGAAGAGGCUGAAGAACACAAUCAUCAUCAUCAUCAUCAUCAUGGUAAGCUGCCCUACAACGGUUACAGCGACGAGUUCCUAGACCGACUGGAGCCCAAUGGUAACAUACCAGCGGGAAAAGGUGAUAUUAGAUAUGACUGGAAUAAUGUGUCCGGACACGACAGGGUCAAGCGUCAGCUAUCGGUGUCGAGCGACAGUAAAUUACUGGACGACGACAUUCGAGAGGAAACUAAGGUGAUUUUGAGGCCGCGAAAGCCACCCAGACCCAAGUCCGAGGUGCUGCUCAACCAACAGGGAGGAGACAACCGGAGGACGAAGAGGUAUUCAGCCUUUGGUGGCGACUCGCCUUUUGGAAAAUCCGAAGCCUACGUUAAGUUAGAACAAUUAGGAGAGGGAUCAUACGCCACUGUGUACAAAGGAUUUAGCAAUUUACAAAACCAAGUGGUGGCACUGAAAGAAAUUAGACUGCAAGAGGAGGAGGGCGCUCCGUUCACAGCCAUUAGGGAGGCCUCGCUCCUCAAAGAACUGAAACACGCCAACAUUGUCACCUUGCACGACAUUGUUCACACCCGGGAGACUCUUACCUUUGUUUUUGAAUACGUGCAUACGGACCUGUCGCAGUACCUGGAGAAGCACAGCGGCGGACUGGAGCCUCGCAACGUGCGCCUUUUCCUAUUCCAGCUGCUGCGGGGGCUCUCCUACUGCCACAAGCGGCUGGUGCUCCAUCGGGAUGUUAAACCGCAAAAUCUCCUCAUCUCCGAGAUCGGGGAACUGAAGCUGGCCGACUUCGGCUUGGCCCGGGCUAAAAGCGUGCCUAGUCACACAUACAGCCACGAAGUGGUCACUUUGUGGUACCGGCCUCCAGACGUCCUGCUGGGCUCCACCGAGUACUCGACCAGCCUGGAUAUGUGGGGUGUGGGAUGCAUCUUUGUAGAAAUGAUCACCGGCAUGGCGAUUUUUCCCGGCGUGCGUGAGACUUACGAUCAACUGGAUAAAAUUUUCAAGGUGCUGGGCACUCCAAGCGAAGACGAUUGGUGCGGAUGCACGCGACUGCCCGGCUACAAACCCCACAAGCUGGGCAACUACCGAUCCAGAAGACUGGGGUUGUGCUGGCCGGCGUUACACGACGUAGUCCAUGGAGAAGCCAUGGCAACCGCCCUGCUCCAGUUGGACCCCACCAAGAGGAUCGGUGCCGAGGACGCCAUGCACCAUCGGUAUUUCGAAGGGCUGCCCAAGAAGCUGCUUGAACUGCCAGAAGAUGCGUCAAUAUUCAGCGUGGAAGGGGUCCAUCUUCAUCCGGAAGAAUACUCGGGAAUAAAAUGAGAUUUAAAGCACCGGCUUCAGUUGGUUUGCAGGUCCAGGUAUGAGAGCAAACAGGGGAAGCAAUGACGUCGCGCUCCUUUUUCGUACCAAUCCUCGUCCUCUAAGAACCUGUUUUGUGAGGUUUUUCCAUGCAGUUGCCUGGAAAAGGGAUGUCAUGAAAUGUUGCUUGCUACUCGGUUAAAAACCCGUGUGACUACUAAACACUAGCGUCGAAUUGAUAAGGAAACUGUCCAGCGGUGGAGAAACGGGGUAAUUUCCUGCAGGUGGGCAAAGUCUUCUUCCGAGGUAAUGAUGCAUUUGUUGAAAAAAUUCCCAUUAGCGUUGUGUUAAAUUUAGCGACACAUCGGCCCAAAAAAACCACUCUUUUGCACUGUGUCCCGGAUGAGAAUCCCGUUGGCAAGCAACUUGGUUGAAUCAGAGUUUAAAAAAUAGUACCAUACGGAUGCCUCAUUUUCCCUUCUCCUCUUGGGCAUAGUUAAAACCCAACUUCAAUUAAGCUGAUUUAGUGAUGCAUCGUGCAAUGACGCUUCUCUUAUUAAACUCACAACAUCUACAUCUUUAGUAGUAUUUUCUCUAAAUAAAAACCAAGCAAUGAUAAAGCCAACUCUUGUUUUGUUGUUAAAUUAGGUGCGCUCCAAUGCAGAUACAAAGCGACUCAUUGAUGUUUUAUAUCGGCAUUGGCUUGAAUGUCUUAUGUGUGUGUGUGUGUAAGAAAACUGUGAUCGAAAAAUGCAUUUAGACGAACCAGACCAAACGUUUUUGGAACGGCACAGUGAGGACAAUUGAAAAAUGGCUAACUCAUUCCUUCCAUAGUGCUCAAUUAAAACUCGUGUAUUAAACUAAUUAGGGACGACUCAACCGUCUUCGACUAAGACACUCAGUUUUUGCAUUCAAGCAACCCGAGACUUGCGGAUUAAACUAGUAUCUUCUGUACAUAAGUAAUAGCGAAAAUCACCUUGUUGAGUUACGCGAAUAAAUAGCCAUUUUUAGUUUAGCAGUUAUGUUGCCAUAAGGAAAUAGUGACGCUUCGAAAAAUUCGCUUGUGGCUAACGUAACUGAGUAUAAUCCUGUGUAAAUAACCGAAGAAACAGUCGUUAAGUGCCAAACGAGGCACUUGUAGGUUUUCGAUUUAGACGCGUAGGCCGAAAAAAAUUAGGGUUUCCACUAAUUACCACUAGGACAGGCCUAAGAGCUGAACGAGUGAAUCCAUCUGCAAUGAGGGGUCUUUUCUAGAAGUUUUAGAAUGUAUUUAAUAUAAUAUUGUACUGUAGGUAGAAAAGCUAGCCGUUCUUCAGCGAGUGGCAACUGUUGAUGCCUAAGCUCGAUCGCUGAAGAAUCAACUAAAGUUACAAUCAAAAGCACUAAUUUUUUGCCGCAGUGCACAGCUUAUCCCCAUGGACGUCCAUUAACCACAACCGUCUCAUUUUCUAUCUGUGAAUUUUGUACAUUAAGCGUUGAAAUUAGGUAAUUGUCGCACAUCCGCUCCUUGUUCGGAGUGAAAUGGGCGAUACAUGGCUGAAGCAUAUGAGAAUUUCUAUAUAUACAUAUAUUUUUACGCAAUUUUUCACCAAUCAUUCUCCCAAAUGCACGCUGCAACUUUGCGCGUUAUUUUCUCUGGUUCUACUGUUUCAAAGUAGAGUUUCCACCAUAUCAACUACUGGUGAGAAACUAUAAUCUGCAAACACACCCGCCCUUUAGAGAAUAAUUUCUUUAAAGGUGCUUUAGGAAACAAAUGCGGUUUUUUUUUAUUAAACUACCGGCAGAAGCCCGUCAAGCUUUCGACAUAUUCCGACGAUUUUCCACCGGAGAGUAUCGGGGAAUGUGCCGAAACCUUAAUAGAGUUGUUCGGAGUGUAAAAUGAACUCUUCGUGAUAAAGAGUGAAUUGUUUUUGUUGAGCAAAUAGGUGUUUUAGAUAAUGUCGCGUGAAUGAUCGUUUAUAUCGGAAGUCAUGUAACUAACAUAAGGACUAUUGAGCGGAAAGCGAACAGCGGCCAUGAUUUGCGAUAUAAAAUGUUAAAAAUUGUUCACUGUUGCAAUAGUGGAAUCCACUGUUCAGGUACUGUUGCGUUUGUACAUAGGGAAUAGUUGUUUAUAUAUAUCUAGGUUAUUAUAAGAAAUAUUAAUAAAUGUCUUUGUAUAAAA
This is a messenger RNA of Dendroctonus ponderosae (mountain pine beetle), 4091 nucleotides long. It is a transcript of the gene Eip63E, whose product is annotated as cyclin-dependent kinase 14. The transcript has 11 exons. Gene Ontology annotation, biological process: protein phosphorylation. Lineage: Eukaryota; Metazoa; Arthropoda; Insecta; Coleoptera; Curculionidae. Gene Ontology annotation, cellular component: nucleus; cytoplasm; cytosol. The coding region runs from base 536 to 1948 and encodes 470 amino acids. Gene Ontology annotation, molecular function: cyclin-dependent protein serine/threonine kinase activity; cyclin binding; ATP binding. The record is from RefSeq and is a predicted model, not a curated record.